Aegilops tauschii subsp. strangulata is the source of this 1155-nucleotide messenger RNA. NCBI's taxonomy places the organism in Eukaryota, Viridiplantae, Streptophyta, Magnoliopsida, Poales, Poaceae. The record is from RefSeq and is a predicted model, not a curated record.
AUGGCCGCUCCAUCCAUGUCUACCCGCAUUCCCAUCUUUGUGUUAGUCCUACUCUCGGCUGUGUCAGCUUCUUCUCCCAGUCCGAUCAAUGGCAAUGGCAGUGACAUCGACCUCGCCGCGCUGCUCGCUUUCAAAGUGCAGCUCGCCGACCCUCUCCACAUCCUUGCUGACAACUGGACCACCAGCACGUCUUUCUGCCACUGGGUCGGCGUCUCGUGCAGUCGGCGUAGGCAACGUGUCACCGCUUUAUCAUUGGUGGAUACACAUCUUGUUGGAUCUGUAGCUCCUCACAUAGGUAACCUCUCUUUCCUUUCCAUCCUCAACCUCACCCGCAACAAUCUGACGGGCUCCAUUCCGGUAGAACUUGGUAGGCUACGUCGUCUUAGGUAUCUCCGUCUCAUGGGAAAUAGGUUUUCUGACUCCAUACCUACUACCCUUGGGAACCUCACAAGGCUUGUGAGCCUUCGUCUGGGUCAUAAUGAACUCUCGGGCCAGAUCCCUCCUCAGAUGUUGGCCCAUAUGCACAACCUUAAAGAAAUUGUCCUUAACCAAAAUGAAUUGAUUGGACAAAUACCAUCGUAUUUCUUCAACAACACACCUUCUAUGGCAUCCAUCGAUUUUGGAAAUAACAGUCUGUCGGGUCCAAUACCACAAGCAGUUGCAUCCCUAUCCAUGCUUGAGUUCUUCAGUGUACAGUAUAAUCAAUUCUCUGGUCUACUUCCACAAGCCAUGUUCAACAUGUCUAAGCUGCGAGUUAUGGCGUUCGAAGAAUGCGCUAACCUAACUGGAAUGAUUCCGAGCAAUCAAAGUUUUAGCCUCCCAAUGUUGCAACUUUUCACACUAGCCGGGAACAAAUUUGCCGGUCGGUUUCCAAUAGGCUUAGCAUCAUGCCAGUACCUGCAAACACUUGAUUUGAGUGAUAACUCUUUUGUGGAUGUUGUGCCAACAUGGUUAGCCAAAUUGCCAAAACUCAGAGUGCUUGACUUCGGUUCUAAUAACCUUACUGGCUUCAUCCCAGUUGCUUUUAGCAAUCUCACUAGUCUUAAUGCACUAGCACUCGACAACGGCAAUCUUAAAGGGGAGAUUCCACCUAAUUUAGGUCAUAUACAUGAACUCUCGUAUCUUAAUCUUGCCUCCAAUCAAUUGACAGUCUAG